This is a messenger RNA of Lasiodiplodia theobromae, 1479 nucleotides long. RefSeq lists its product as uncharacterized. The coding region runs from base 1 to 1479 and encodes 492 amino acids. Lineage: Eukaryota; Fungi; Ascomycota; Dothideomycetes; Botryosphaeriales; Botryosphaeriaceae. The record is from RefSeq and is a predicted model, not a curated record. The transcript is spliced from 2 exons.
AUGAUGGCCCUUCUGUCCAACCAGCGGGCCGCCGGCCUCGUUGGCCUCACGCUCUUUAUCUUCUUGCUGCUCGGCUACACCACCUACAACUCGCGCGCCGCCGACACGGUCCCGUUCGAUUACCAGCCCGGGAAGCAAGCUGCCGGGACUGGCGCUCCCACCCUCUCGCAGCCCGGCCCCGCCGACGGCUGGGCCUUCGACGCGAAGCGGGAUGCAAAGAACUUUGGUCUCUCGCCGGAGCAGUGCGAUGCUGCCUUCCCUAAGCUGUGGGCUGAAAUCGACCGCGCCGUCGCCCACCGCAAGAAAGUCGGCAACAUCACCCCCGACGAGGUGAAGAUCGGCUGGAAGAUUGAUGGAAUUGUCCGCGCCAUGAUUUAUGACCGCCAGCUCUUCAUCCUUAACGCCCGUGGUGCUCGUCGUCGUGACUACCGCCAGCGUACCCUCGCUGUGCUCCAGUCCAUCCAACGCGCCAUCACCGCCUACCCCGGCGACAUUCCCAACAUUGAGUUCUCCUUCGUCGUCGACGACGGUGCCUACUUCGCCGUCUACAACAAUGAAACCUCCGCAACCACCUGGGCCUUGACCCGCGAGCCGCAGGACGACAACCUGUGGCUGAUGCCCGACUUUGGCUUCUACAGCUGGGAGGGCCCGGCUGGCGAAUACAGCGCGCUUCUGAGGGCAAUUGCGAAGGACGAGAUGCCCUUCGAGCAGAAGGAUCCCCGUGCUAUUUGGAGAGGUGCCAAGGCUCCUGCUGGCCACGUCCAGGUCCGCUCCGACCUGCUCAAGGUCUCCAAGGGCAAGGACUGGGCCGACAUUGAGGAGAUUGUGUGGGGCGGUGAAGGCGAGCCCAAGAACCUGAUUCCCAUGUCGAAGCACUGCAAGUACAUGUUCCCGGUUCACACCGAGGGCCACACGUACUCCGGCCGCCUCAAGUACCUGCUCAACUGCCACUCUCUGACCGUCAUCCACAAGCUGCACUGGCUCGAGAACUUCCACAACGUUCUGGUUUCCUCCGGCCCAGAGCAGAACUUCAUCCAGGUCGAACGUGAUUUCUCCGACAUGCACUGGAAGAUGGAAUACUAUCUGCAGCACCAGGAUGAGGCCAAGCGUAUCGCCGACAACAGCAUCCGGGAUUUCCGUGACCGCUACCUGACCCCGGCCGCCCAGGCUUGCUACUGGCGCAAGCUCUUCUGGGCAUGGAGGGAGGUCUCGUUCGAGCCUGAUUACUACAUGUCUGAGGAGGAGCUGAAGCUGCAGACGGAAGCUGAGAAGAAAAAGGCAAAGGACAAGCAAAAGGUUGACGUCAAGCUCGACGAGGACAAGUCGUCGAAGGAGAAGGCUAAAGGGAAGGAGGAAACCAAGAACCCCGACGACGAAAAGAGGGCGGCUUCGGACAAGAAGCUGGUACCGCGCGGAAUGCCCUACGAGACGUACCUUCUGCUCGAGUCCUACGAGGAGAGCCCGUGGUACAACAGCUAA